UGCCGGCGCCGGCGACUUCCAUUUUCUCUCCGCCUUUGCUGGCUGGGAGAGCAGCGAUGAAGCUGGUGGCCCUGGGGGGGCCGGAGAAGCUGCUGGUCAUCGGCUCCCUCCUGGCACACGUCUACUGUGAAGAGGAAGUGUUCGGCAUUUCAGGAGAAAAUUUUACUUUUCCAGUACAAUCAGACAAAAAAAUAGACGAAGCUAUUUGGACGAAAAACAAAGAUAAAGUGGCUGAAUGGGAAGGGCAAGGCGAACCAAUAUAUUACAAUUCUCUCCAGAACAGAGGCUUGCUUAACAAGGAGAGUGGGAACUUGACCAUAUUUAUACUGGAGAACAGUGAUAAUGGAACAUACGCUUUAGAACGUAUUUUUAAUGAUAGAAAAAAUGACUUCUUAAACUUCAGGCUUACUGUGUUAGCUCCCCCUUCUGAACCUCAUAUAAGUUGCAACGUGAGUGGUGACAACUUUGUGCUAACAUGUGCAGCAGAUUUCCAGAAGCCUCUGGGUUAUAGUUGGAAGAUUGCUGGCAUAGCAACCACUUUCUGGGACCAGAAGGUUGUGAUCCCUACAUCGGAUGUUGAUACUGGGGCAAAAGCUGCAUGUUUCAUUAAAUACUUUGAAACGGAAAAGAGCUCCGAAAUCACUUUGAAUCAGUGUUUUCCAACUUAUCAAGGGUACGGAUAUCAAAAGAGAAGUAGACGUGGGCUUAUUAUUGCUCCCAUUGUUUGUCUUGUCAUCGUUGGAACUGGGCUACUAAUAUACCUGUUCAAAAGAAAAAAAGCUAGAUCUGGAACAGGAGGAGCUGAUCAGAGGAAUAUUCCAGGAGAAGUUCAUCUACUUGGAAACCAUAAUGCAGAUGGGGAGGAAGAAAAAAAUGAAGUAAAUGGUGGUAGGCCUGGAAACGGUAACAUAGCUGCAUCUAUGCAACCUUCUGACAUGGAGGAGGAAGAGACUGAAGCAGCGGGUGCCACCCAGGGUGUGGAGGAUGGAAAAUGCUAGCAUCUGAGCGGCUGUUCCCCCAUCAGUGAAACAGAAUCUUACGCCAUAAGUAAUUGACUUGUGGAUGAAACAAUGUUUUGACCUAAUGGAAUAGAAUUCAACAAGGGAAGAGCCACUAUCUUUUCUCUUGGAGAUUUUCCAGAAACACUGAAGUCAUCUGCAAAGAAAUGUUUUGAAGGCUAGUUAAGCUGAGGGAAAAAUGCCUGGUUUUCUUUCCUCAGAAUGGAUAGCCUCCUUUUCUUCACGCUGCAUGAAGACAAACAGCUUGAGUCAUGAGCAGCAAUCUCUACUGUACUGUUUUAUAUCUGUUUGUAGCGAACAGCACUCUACUAACAAAAAAAUGAACAGCCAAGGAUUUCUUUAUACAUGUUGUGUAGAACCAUCAAAGAGCCCCGGCUGGAAGAGACUUUGAAAGAUCAUCAAGAACAACCUUUUGAAGUUGACAGCCUUUUAGAUACUAAAGGAGGUUUAUUUAUCCUCAUUCAAAUAUAUAGAUCAAAAACUAAUUAGCUUUCUGUGCAACUGCUGGAUCAUUAUAUUUUACAGUCGGAAGAGAGAUGGUUCAUCCUUCAGAAGUUCCAGAUGGAUCAAAAUUUGAAUUUGCUAGUUUGGGUUCCCCAGCAGGAACUCAGUGAUCUAGACAAGUAUUCUCAAAGAAAAUUCUCUCAUGGAGUCAGCGGAAGACUGGCAAGCUGUGAUCAUUUCCAGUGGUGGUUAUCUUUAAGACAGAGUUACAACUCAAUUUAUUCUUGCAUUAGAACAAAGCUGCCGCUAUUAGCACUAUUUUGUUUUUUUGACCUUGAACUUUUGAUAUUCUUUGCACUUUCAGCUUUUUGGGGGGUUCUUUUAUGUCUUAACUACUGCUUCACAUUAUUCCAGUAGAACGUCAGUCUACCCAUUUCUAAAGAAUAGUAACAUGCUUUUGUCUCCAGCCACGAGCAAACUAAAACUUGAAAACUGAGCUCAUAAAAAUACUGAAGCUCAAAAAGAAACAAAGAGAAAAGAAUACCACGUAUUAGUGGUUUCAAAUCAUCAAGUUGUGGAGCGUGUUUCAUGAAUUCUGUAUGCUGGAUGUGUUUAUUGAAGUUUGAAAGCCAUUGCAGUUGAUUUCGGAAUGGGUGUAUGUAAACAACCCUGAAGGUUAGUCAGUGAUAACCAGAGAUCAGAAAGUUCUCUUUUGUCUUCCUUAUUGGACCAAGCAUUUAUUGCAAGGCAGCGAUCAAAUUCUCCUCUGUGUAGUGGUGUAGGAACAUCCAUGCUGUUAGUAAUUAAGUAAUUACUCAAGACUUCUAGCUGUAGUCAGCUAGAAGUGGAAGGGAUUCUGGCAUAUUGCCAAGUUCUGCUAUGCUGCCUUGUCUGUAUAAUUCUCAAGCCAAAUAGCUCAUCAAAUCUCUGUGCCUGCUUUUGGUACCUGCAGUCAUGUUUAAUGAAUCAGUCCUGCAUGGUGCAAUGUUAAGGCCUCAAGUUUAUGAAUCAGGUGGUGAGAAGACUAGCAACAGAAAGGAGCCUAUAGCAGUAUUAGAAAUUAUAGGAAAAAUUAAGUUAGAUGGGACCUCAGGCGUUCAUGUAGUUCAAACUCCUACUUAAACCUGGGUCAGCACUGAAAUGAGACUAAGUUACUCUGCUUCACUUAGUCUGGUCUUGAAAACCUUCAAAGAUGGAGAGUGCGCAGCCUCUCUGUCAAGCCGUUUCAUUGUCUGACUUUCCAUGUUGAAAAACUGUUUCCUUAUAUCCAGUCUGAAUCUCUGUUGUUUCAACUUAUGUCCAUUAUCUCUCAUCUUCCCACCAGGUAUUGCUAAAAAAAAAAAAAAAAAAAAAAAAAAAAGCUUGUCACCAUCUUGUAGGUAUGGGAAAGCUGCUGUCAGUUACCCCCUUAAGCCUACUCUUCUGCGGGUGUGAGCUUCUCCUCACAGUGAAAUGCUCUAAUCCUCUGACCAUCUUGGUCAAUCUUCACUGAAUUUGAUCCAAUUUACUGAUGUCUGUCUUGCUGAAGGGGACAUAAACUGGAUGUGCUGCUCCAAAUGCAGUCUAAUAAGUGCAGAGUAGAAAUUGUAGAAUAUCCUGAGUUGGAAGGGACCCACAAGGAUCAUAGAGUCCAAAUCCUGGCUCCGCACAGGGCAACCUAAGAAUUAAACCGUAUAUCUAAGAGCAUUGUCCAAGUGUUUCAUGAUCACUGGCAGACUUGGGGCCUUGACCACUUUCCUGGGGACCUUCUCCCAGUGCUUGACCACCCUCUCAGUGAAGAAACUUUUCU
Molecule: messenger RNA, 3252 nt
Organism: Oxyura jamaicensis (ruddy duck)
Lineage: Eukaryota; Metazoa; Chordata; Aves; Anseriformes; Anatidae
Gene: CD58
Product: CD58 molecule
Exons: 10
Coding region: 57-998 (313 amino acids)
Source: RefSeq, a predicted model, not a curated record